This is a messenger RNA of Saccostrea echinata, 1461 nucleotides long. RefSeq lists its product as uncharacterized. Gene Ontology annotation, molecular function: nucleic acid binding. The record is from RefSeq and is a predicted model, not a curated record. The coding region runs from base 1 to 1461 and encodes 486 amino acids. The transcript has a single exon. Gene Ontology annotation, biological process: DNA integration. Lineage: Eukaryota; Metazoa; Mollusca; Bivalvia; Ostreida; Ostreidae.
AUGCAAGACACUUAUAUGGAGAAAAAGAAGUCAAACAAGGAAGUUGUCAAUUUUUCAUAUUCCUUCUUGACACAAACAGUUGACUGUAAAGAUAUUCAGUGUUGUUUAAACCCUGAAACUUAUUCCAGCUGGACAAAACUUGUUAGAGUUCAAGCAUGGGUCAAUCGCUUUCUACACAAUUGCAGACUGAAGAUCAAGGACAGACUUCCAGGAGAACUGAAUGCAGAAGAAAUUGAAGAGGCAGAAACUCAAAUCAUUAGGACUGCCCAGAAAUGCGAAUUUCAUUGUGAGUACAGAUUACUGAAACAAAACAAACCUCUCCAACAUAACAGCAAAUUAUUGUGUUUGAACCCAGUGAUUGAUGAAGACGGACUUUUGAGAUGUGAUGGACGAUUGAAAUAUGCAGAAUUCUUACCUUAUCAUGUCAGGUAUCCUAUCAUUCUUCCUCGAAACAAUUGUGUCACAACUCUCAUCAUCAAGUACUACCAUGAAAAAGGAAAACAUGUAACGGGAACAGAUCAUACUCUAUCUAUGAUUUCGUCACGUUUUUGGAUAAUAUCCGCAAGAGAGGAAAUUCGGAAAUGGGAGCGACAGUGCAAUAAAUGUUGUCGCAACAAGGCCAAACCAGCAGAGCAACUGAUGGGUCCUCUUCCAUCAAUUCGCACCAAACAACCAUUGCAUGCAUUUUCUCGUACUGCAGUAGAUUACGGAGGACCUUUUAUUACAAAACAAGGACGAGGAAAACGACGAGAGAAAAGAUACUUGUGUCUUUUUACGUGUGUGAUGUCAAGGGCAGUGCACCUGGAGAUAGCCUUUGGACUUGACACAGAUUCAUUCCUUAACGCAUUUUACCGAAUGGUGAGCAGAAGAGGCCUACCAAAAGAAGUUAUAUCUGAUAAUGGAACUAAUUUUGUCGGAGGCAACAAUGAACUCAUAGAACUUGUUGGUUUAUUGGACCACAGGAAAAUUCAACAGUCUACAGCAAACCUUGGAGUCAUGUGGCACUUUAAUCCGCCACUUGCACCUCACUUUGGAGGAGUCCAUGAAAUAAUGAUUAAAGCAGCAAAGAGAGCUAUCUAUGCAGUGAUCGGAUCGGCAGAUGUUACAGAUGAAGAACUCAUGACGGCGUUUGUGGGAGCUGAGGCGUUGAUCAAUUCCAGACCCUUAACUUACCAAUCAGCAAACCCUAACGAUGAUGUUCCAUUGACACCAAACCAUUUCCUGCAUGGGCAGGUUAGAGGUCAGUUUGCACCAGAAACUGUAGACACUACAGAGUUCAACCCACGGAAACGUUGGAGAAGAAUACAGGAGCUUGUACGACACUUCUGGCACCGAUGGAUGCGUGAGUGGUUACCAGGAUUGAAUGUGCGUAAAAAUGGACUCAAACUCGCAGAGAUAUAUGUAAAGGUGACAUUGUGCUUGUCAUUGAACCUAAUGUACCGGGGGGACAUUGGCAACUAG